GAAGCGAGACGGGGUUGGUGUGUCCCACUUCAACAACCUUCAGCAGACAGCGGAGAGCAGCAGCGGAAGCCGCGCCUUGCUCCUCGCCCGCUCUCCUCACCGGCGCCGCCUUGCUCUCCUCGCCGGCGGCCCAAGCUCCUCACCCGCCGCGAGGAUACGUCGGCAGGUAUGGACCAGCCGCGGUCGAAGAUGGCGGAGGACAUGGCGGCGCAGCGGGCGGCGUGCGAGCGGCAGAUGGCCGCCGGCCGAGACCGCUUCGCCUCCGCCUCGGCGGCCGUCCGCGCCGCCACCCUCUCCGCCCGCUCCGGCGCCCACCAGUCCCUCUCCCGCCGAGAGGACCUCGACGGACUCAAGAAGCGGCUGCGGGACCUGGGAGCUGACCUAGGGCAAGCUCUGUCCGUUAAACUCGUCAUGGAGUCGAAAUGCGAGAAACUCAGGGAGUCGAUUUCAGCCUCGGCUGCUACAAGUGAGCAGCUAGGUGACCUGGUCACCAAUCAGAGGAACAGGAGCGAGCGGCAUGCCGCGGUCAUAUCGGAUGUCCUCGAGGCUGCUGAGGCUUUCGAAGCAAAGAAUGAUGAAGAUGUUACACAGUUGAAAGACAUGGAAAAGGCUAUCUGCUGGUAUCAAAAGCGCCUUGGCUUCCAGCCCGUUGUUGAAGGGGAAGGUGUGAAAUUCGUAUUUGACAAGGUUGACUUGCAAAGUCCUGAGAAAGAGUUUUCAUUUUCCUUAAAGUUUGACGGUGAUAGAUAUACCUCAGUACUUCGAUGUAGUCCACCCGUGGAAGAUUCUGAGGAACUGGUGAAGGAUUUGAACCUCACUAACGAUCUAAUCAAGUUUGUAAGAAUAAUCCGACAGAGGUUCCAGGCUGCUGCUUUGAAUGGGGAUCUUCCUGUAAGCCCAACAGUUUGUUCAGAUGCUUCCGCUAUACCCAUCUCAUCUCCGGUGAUAAAGUCAGUUGACUCCAGAAGCAAAAAUGAUAGAGAUAGAAGUAAUUCUCAAAGUAAGAACAGGAAGCCGGCUCUUCCUGCUAAGAGAAAAGCUUCUGCCCUAUCGGUAGCAUCUCCUGUUUCUGUGCGUCGCUCCCCGCGUUUUGUGGGGAACGAGGGAGUUGCCAGCUGAUGCGUACCCUGACCUGGCCAAACUAAUUCCUAACCGAUAAUUUGGCUAUCCCGCUCUUCCCUGUAAACGUCGUUGGGCAGCAGACUCGGCUAUUGUUCAACCCCCAUUAACUCCCCAAAGAGAAUGCUUUUCUUUAGUCCCCUUUAACUUCCAAGGAUGGCUUGGCUCGCAGAAAGCCUGCGGAAUCGUUUGUCGAUCGUUUAGAACAGAGUUUGGUGUGGCCUCCGAAGCGUUGGUGUGAUUUUGGACAUGGUUUUUGUCGCGGAGAGGCUUGGUGCCGAAGGUGGAUGUAGUUUCUGGGCGUGAUUUUGCUUAGGGAUGUAAGUGGCAAAUAAAUGGCGUCCGCAAUCCCGUUUAGUUAGUUUUUGCUAGCUUGAUAGUUCAUUUUCCUCAAACAAACAAAAAACCUUUUUGAAUUAUCAUAUCAUAAGUGGACUUUAAACGGGAUUAAACGGGACCCGGUUGACA
Molecule: messenger RNA, 1587 nt
Organism: Triticum aestivum (bread wheat)
Lineage: Eukaryota; Viridiplantae; Streptophyta; Magnoliopsida; Poales; Poaceae
Product: kinetochore protein SPC25 homolog
Exons: 8
Coding region: 169-1119 (316 amino acids)
Biological process (GO): chromosome segregation
Cellular component (GO): Ndc80 complex
Source: RefSeq, a predicted model, not a curated record